GUCACGAGAGGCUUAAAUAUAUAUUUAUAAAAACCUCAUUCAGAACAAGUUUAAACCGAGUUUUUGUUCAGCCAAAUUUUAAGCAAUGAAUACGCUUUCAUUGGUAUUUCUGAUUGCAAAUUGGAUUGGCAGAAAUGUGCUUGUAUCGGGUCAAUUCAAUUACUGUAUUGAAUUCCUGGAACCCAUGGUAUUUGCGAAAUGUGACGAUCAGCCGGAUCAUUUCCUAUAUAAAGCUGUUGAUAUCAGCGAUCUAUCUUUUCAGCAUAGCAGAGAGGGUGAUUUAAUAGUCAAAGGACCUAUUAAAUUUAUCACAACUUUACCAGAGAAUUUACCGGUUACAAUUGAAACUUACAAAAAAGAACGAGGCGAAUGGCAGCCGACUCUUUUCACAUUGAAACGGGAAGAUGUCUGCAUUUCGUUAUUUGAUGAAAGAGAAUUGUGGUCUACCUAUUGGGAAAAUACACCAAAGGAACAAAAGACAUGUCCAUUUAGCAAGGGGCAAAUAUUGGAUAUGGACUUUUCUGAGCAAAUAUCUCUGAAUAUACCCAUGCCCAAUGUGGAUGGGGAAUACAAAAGUCGCAUAGAAUUGGGCCAUCAAGGUGAUGAAUUUUAUAUGUGUGCUGUUGCAUUUAUAUUUAUGCAUAGAUUAUAGUUACAAAAGUUUGCGGGAAAGCAUUUUACAAAUAAAAAGUUUAACGAGUCGCUCCAUAAAUGCUAGAAUAUAAAA
Molecule: messenger RNA, 727 nt
Organism: Musca domestica (house fly)
Lineage: Eukaryota; Metazoa; Arthropoda; Insecta; Diptera; Muscidae
Exons: 4
Coding region: 86-652 (188 amino acids)
Source: RefSeq, a predicted model, not a curated record